AUGGAGAAGCCAAGCCAAACGCACAACAACCCCGUGGAGGAGGCCCCACCGACGAAGCGUCGCAAAACGAUGGUCCGCUUUACGGAUGAGCUUGACUUCCAACUGAUCCAGGAAGCUCAAGCGAGAUAUCCGUAUGGGGAAGACUACGGGAAGAAGACCCAGGCUUGGGCUGAUGUAGCUGCAGCUUUGGAAGUGGACGUCGACGGUCGCCGUUGCCGCGAGCGCUGCAACCAGCUCGUAGAUGCGUAUGAGGCAAAGCAGAAGGCGAGUGAGAAACGAAGCGGGCCGUGUGAAGAGUACACGCCGAAGGACGAAUGUCUGGCGGAGCUGCUGGAGAUGCGCGAGAUAGAGGCGUUGCUGAAGAACGACAAGAAGCAGCAGAAGGACCAGCAGCAGCAGGAGGACGAGCAAGCUAGCGCUAUGCGCGACGCAGCCUUAGAAGGGAUGAGCCGAGGAGGACGAUAA
Messenger RNA from Phytophthora sojae, 465 nucleotides. RefSeq lists its product as hypothetical. The transcript has a single exon. The record is from RefSeq and is a predicted model, not a curated record. Lineage: Eukaryota; Oomycota; Peronosporomycetes; Peronosporales; Peronosporaceae. Bases 1 to 465 code for a protein of 154 amino acids.